Molecule: messenger RNA, 2157 nt
Organism: Schistosoma bovis
Lineage: Eukaryota; Metazoa; Platyhelminthes; Trematoda; Strigeidida; Schistosomatidae
Source: the annotation of a GenBank genome assembly
GAUAUUUAUUCUGUUGUUGUGCUUCAUUAGAACUAAACUAAAUGAGUCGAUUAUAUGACAAUUAUGAACCAACAGUGAUUGAUAAACAGUUACUAAAUGAUGCUGUAUUUUCAUUAUUGCAAAAAGGAACUGUGAGCGAACUUGCUAAACAAGAUGGAAUCCAUUUUGAAAAUGUUACACACCUGAGAUUGGAUUAUAAAAACAUUUUAAAAAUCGAUAACUUGUGGGCAUUUAAGUUACUUGUUAAGUUGCAGCUUGAUAAUAACAUCAUAGAACGAAUUGAAGGUAUCGGUCAUUUAACUCACCUACGUUGGCUUGGUAAGAAUGUAAUUCGAUGGUGAAAUGUAAAUACUACUUUUAUAAUCACUUAGAUUUAUCAUUUAAUAAUAUUGAAAAAAUUGACGGCUUACAAAAUCUGGUAAAUUUAGAAGAUUUAACAUUGUACAAUAACCGAAUUACCACAUUAGAAAAUAUGGAAAAUUUGAAAAAGUUACAAGUGUUUUCAAUUGGUAACAACUAUAUUACUGAAUUGUCUAAUAUAAAAUAUUUACGCCAGUUUCGCCAUUUACAAUCAGUAUGUUUACAUGGUAAUCCAAUUAGUAAAAACGAUGACUACAAGUUGUAUAUUCAUGCUAUGCUACCCAAUCUAUUUUAUUUAGAUUAUCAAAGAACCGACGAUAAACUUAAAUCUACAGGUUAUGAAAAAUAUCAACUAGAAAUUGAUGAGAUUAUAAGUGAAGAAGAGACUCAAUUGAAAUUGAAUAAAGAACUUGCUGAAAAUCAAGCUAAAAUAGAACUAUAUAAACAAGCAUUUAUUGAUGGCAUAGUUGAUGAAAAUAUUUUUCAAAAAUUAUUCACUGAUGAUCCUGAUGGCAGAGAAUUAUUGGUAGUUCCUGAAUUGUACAACAGUAUUGAAUUCUUUUCAGAAAAAUUUACACAUCAAUGUAAAUUAGUAUUUGAACUUGGUAUAAAAGAACAUGAUAAACGUAAUAAAGAAAUAGAAUCAUUUCGAAAUUGUAUUGAACAAGCGAAAAUGGCAAAUGCUGAAUUAAGUAAAAAAAAAAUAAAUGAAUUUAAAUUAUAUCAGGAUAAAAUAUUUAGAGAACUUUUAGAGAAUACUGAUUUGAUUAAAGUCGAAGAUGAUAUUUUAGAUUAUAAUGAGAAGGUGCAACAAUUAUGGAAUGAAUUAAUGAGAAAUGAAUCAAUUUUAGUUGAACAAAUUGAUGAAUUAAUUAAUGAAUUUGAAUUAAACUUAAAUGAUAUGAUUAGUACAUUUCUUGAAAAUGUUGAAGAACAUUUCACGGAAUGUCGCGAACUACAAACUCAGUAUCAUGAAAGGUUGACAGAUCUAUGCCCAGGUAUUUUAGAACGAUUUAUGCGUAGUGACUUCCAAAGCGAACCAUCAGAUGCUCUUUUAGCCAUUUUUAUUGAUAAAGAAAGUGUAACGAAUGCAUUAACAGCCAGUAACGAUGCUCAUUUACUUAAAAUUGAUGAAUUCGCGGAUGAAAUUAAUGAAAAAGCGAAAAAAUGGAUUAAGGAAACAAUUACUUCCAUAUAUUCCGGUGAAAAAUAUGAUCGAAACAGAGCAAGAGUAAUGGAAAUAAAUCAUUUUAUAGAUGCAUUAAGAAAUGACGUUGAAAAUUUAGAUAUACCUGCAUUAGGUGAAUCUUGAAUAUGCAUAUGAUAUUCUUUGGGUAACUAUCUGGUAGUUUUGUCAUAAUAUAUAAAUUUAACUGUACUUAUUUAAAAUUAAUCUUGUUUUGAUUGGACAGACUGAAUAAUCAAUUCACUAUUCAUUGAAUGAUAAGUAUUUAAACUAUUUAUAAAUAAAUACAGGCUGCUUCAUUUGUCAUUUACUAAUUACUUAUUGUUCUCAGUUGCUGCGAAACUGUAUAGUCCUCUGACCGCCUUAAGCAGAAAUGCAAUGUUUUGAAGAAGAUUCUUUGCCUCGAAGCCCAAAAUAUUGCUUCAAAACUGAUUUUACUUCAACACUUAUCGACCACCUAACGUUUCUUGCAAUUCUCAACUUUGGUAGGUUGGUGUCUGAUGAAAUAUUCGGUAGAAUUCAUGAAGCUCAGUUAACCUUUGCCAACUUGUAUUGUAGUGAACAGGAAACGGGUGCGGACAGAGCAUCUCAAUAAAAUCUGAGAACCAUAU